AUGGUCAACGAACGAUCGCCUGUGAAGGCGCCUCUGAAUCCCGUGGAGCCCAACGACCAAGCACCUAGGAUGGCAGAAAGUGCAUAUCCAUCCAAGCCUCCAUCGAGUGUCCCCCAGUUUGGACAGCCCACUCUCCCGAACUCACCCUUCAAUCGACCACAACCUCAGACUCAAUUUCAAUCUCAGCCUAAACCGUCGGCCCUCUUCAUUCAGCCAAAAUCUCGACCAGAGCAUCAUAGAGAUGCACCUGCACAUCCACAUCUUCACGCUAUGAAGGAUGCCACUCGAAAGGUCGUGGAUCCAUUUUUGCCAAGGGCUCCCGCAGUUUAUAACACAGCUCCGGUUCCUGCACCGAUGCCUAUAGUACCAUCCUUCACUACGACGAAACAAAUGGCAGCCCCCAGCUUCGGGUCAUCAGGGAACGUAUAUGGUGGCUUCCAGUCGGUCAACCCUUCCAGCAACUACGUUGACCUUACCACAAACCAAUAUCGUACAUCUACUAUGCCUGAUCCAUUUACAUUUGUUGAUCCUGCUAAAGCACAAGAGGAUCUUAAAGCACUAUUGGAAGGUGUGAUGGAAGAUGAAGAUGAUGUGCCCAGAACUAGAUCACGAAGAAAGAGAAAGGAUGCUGAGGUUGACAGCCUUACAGCUAAGUUAAAGGGUCUCGACGUCGAUGAAGAGAAGCUCGAAGUCGCCUCGGACGAUGAAGAGGACGACGGAACUGUUGAGGGCAUCAAAUUCAAGUUGCUUCCCCACCAAGUUGAGGGGCUUGAGUGGAUGACAGACAGAGAGCUUGGUACCGGCAAGAAGGGUAGAGUUCCUAAGGGAGGAAUUCUUGCAGAUGACAUGGGACUUGGAAAGACUUUGCAGUCCAUCGCUCUCAUCCUCAACAACCCAAAACCAACGGAUGAAGAUGUUCUUGCGAAACGGAAACUGCCUUCCGGUGUUGAAAAGUGUACUUUGGUCGUGGCUCCUUUGGCACUCAUUCGUCAAUGGGAGGCCGAAAUCAAAGACAAAGUCGCGAGCUCGCAUUCGCUCCGUGUAAUUGUUCACCAUGGACCUCAACGCACCAAGCGUUUUCAAGACCUAAAGAAAUAUGACGUUGUGAUUACAACAUAUCAGAUUAUGGUCUCUGAAUUCGGCAAUUCCUCUGAUAGCGACAAUGGUAUUAAGGUCGGAUGUUUCGGUCUUCACUGGUAUAGAGUUAUUCUUGACGAGGCUCAUACAAUCAAGAACAGAAAUGCCAAAGCCACUCAAGCCUGUUAUGCUCUGCGGAGCGAGUAUCGAUGGUGUUUGACUGGAACACCUAUGCAAAAUAACUUGGACGAGUUACAGAGUUUGAUCAAGUUCUUACGUAUCAAGCCAUAUGAUGAUUUGCGAGAGUUCAAGGACCAGAUAGACCGGCCUCUAAAGAAUGGGCGUGGCGACGUAGCUCUCAAGCGUCUCCGGGCAGUCUUGAAGAUCUUCAUGAAGCGACGUACCAAGGAUAUUCUCACAAAAGAAGGUGCGUUGAAUCCGGGUGGAAAACCAUCUGCUCCGGGAGAAGAGAGCACAACCGGAUUCAAGGUCACCACACGAAAAAUUGAGAAGAUCGCCGCGAUAUUCUCACCUGAAGAGCGUCGCUUUUAUGAACGUCUUGAGCAGCGGACGGACGCCAGCAUUGAGCAGAUGAUGAGCGGCGAGAAAGUCAAUUAUGCCAGUGCUUUAGUCUUGCUCUUGCGUCUCAGACAAGCCUGUAAUCAUCCAAAGCUAGUUGCUGGCAAGCUUGCGAAGGAUAGCGAGGCUCUUGCAGGUGACACAUCGAGUCAAAAGGCAAAAGCAUCAAAUGCAGACGUUGAUGAAAUAGCCGAUAUGUUUGGAGCUUUGGGCGUUGGCUCCAAGAAAUGCGAAAUUUGUCAGCUUGAACUCGGAAAGCAAGCUGUUGCAGACGGGGCUAUUCGAUGCUUGGAUUGUGAAGCAGAUCUCGAGGAUAUCAGUAAGAAGCCCAAAUCUCGGAAAGAUAAGAAGAAGAAGAAGAAGAAUGUUGUCAAAUCAGAGGCCAAUCCCGUUGUCCGGAAGCCCCGAAACCGGGCUAUCAUCACUGACAGUGAUGAUGAGGAGGGAUCCUGGGUUGUCCCAGAGGCAGAACAAGGGUCGCUAAAGCUUGGAAAAGCUGGUGGUCUUGCUGAUGAGAAUGCCGAAGGCGGCGGCGAGUGGCUUGAUUCGGACGAUGAUACGUUCCCGGAUCUUCAGCACAUUGGCGCUCUACAAAAGCCAACCAAAGUUGACACAUCUGACUCUGGCUCUGAUGAUGACGAGGAUGAAGAUGAGACCGAUUCUGAUGAGGAGGUCGAGGACGAAUUUCAGUCGGAUUCGGACGAGGAAGCUCAGCUUGCCACGAUAGUAACCUCGACUAAGAUCACCCACUUGAUCCAGAUCCUCGGCAAGGAAAUUGCGGAGCAUAAGUUCAUUGUCUUCUCACAAUUCACAUCGAUGCUGGAUCUCAUCGAGCCUUUCCUGCGCCAGAAGGGAUUCAAGUUCACCCGAUAUGACGGGAGUAUGAGAAAUGACCUUCGCGAGGCAUCUCUCAGUAAAUUGAGAAACGACAAAAGCUGUCGAAUUUUACUUUGCAGUCUCAAGUGUGGAUCUUUGGGUCUGAAUCUCACUGCCGCUACUCGAGUUGUAAUUUUGGAGCCAUUUUGGAACCCAUUCGUGGAAGAGCAGGCUAUUGACCGAGUCCAUCGUCUGACGCAGAAAAUUGAUGUAAUCGUCUACAAGAUUACUAUCGCUGACUCAGUUGAAGAGCGGAUUCUAGACCUUCAAGAGAAGAAGCGCGAGCUUGCAAAGCAGACGCUGGAAGGUGGCAAGGGUGCUGCAGGAAAGUUUGGAAUGCAAGAGAUCUUGCAACUCUUCCGUCGUGAUGCUGAACACGCUCCCCCGGGUCCCGCCGCUGCACAAUACGAUCUUGGGUCUAAGCCAAGAAUAUUGAAGGACGGCCUCAAUACGAACAGUGGUAGCUCGAGUCGAGAGGCAUCUCAGUCUGGCGCUCGCAAGGUCACUCCUCUUACAACUCGGCCUACUAGCUCUUCUACGAGGGAGAAUGAUGUUUAUAGUAGAAGAUGGUAA
Messenger RNA from Lachnellula hyalina, 3105 nucleotides. RefSeq names its product putative ATP-dependent helicase. Bases 1 to 3105 code for a protein of 1034 amino acids. The transcript is spliced from 3 exons. Gene Ontology annotation, cellular component: cytoplasm. Gene Ontology annotation, molecular function: ATP binding; ATP-dependent chromatin remodeler activity. The record is from RefSeq and is a predicted model, not a curated record. NCBI's taxonomy places the organism in Eukaryota, Fungi, Ascomycota, Leotiomycetes, Helotiales, Lachnaceae.